AUGCGCGGGGCCAUCCCGCGGCUCAGCCUGGCGCUGCUGGCGGCGGAGCGCGGGGCGAGGCUCUGUGCCAUCACCCAUUACCUUGUCCAUGGGCAGCUGGGCUGGUUUGGGCUGACCAUGGCCUGUAUGGUGCCCGGCUAUGCCGCUCAGCUCCUCAGCAUCCUCUGGUUCCGGGCGGACGGACACCCACCCAGCUGCUGGCUCCUGGUGCUCCACCUCCUCCAGCUGGGCCUUUGGAAGCGGUACUGGGAUGUUUUGCGGAUGGCAGGCGGCAGUGCCCGUGCUGGGGAGGUGCUGACACAGCUCGGGGACGUGUGUGUGCUGCAGCUCCUGGAAGCCCUGUUGCAGACCCUGCCUCACCUCCUGCUCCAGGCCUACGUGGCUGUUGACCCAGUGGGCUUCAUCCCUGGUGUCAGCGCAGGGCUGUCCCUGCUCUCCCUCUCCUGGGCUUUGGCCUCCUACAGCCACUUCACCUGCCUGCUGAAGCCUGGCCACCUCAGCCUGCCGGCCGUGGCCAUGCUCUGCCUGCUGCUCUGGAGGACAGGGAUGCUGGGGACCAGGGUCCUGGCCCUGGUGCUCUUUGCCAGGCUCUACUCCUUUUGGGUUUUCGCUGUGGCAGGUGUCCACUGGUUGCUCAUGUCCUUCUGGCUGGUGGCCCAGCAGACAAAUAUUGUGGUCCAGCCAUGCCACUGGAGGCUGUUUAAUGGCCUGGUGGGGGCUGUGUACAUCUUCUGCUACAUCAAUGUCCGACCUGGUCCCUCCAAGACCAGGGUGUCUGUAUUUUAUGCAAUAAUGCUGAUGGAGAACACGCUCCUGCUGCUGUUGGCCACCCGGUUCCUGCAGGCAGAGCUGAGGAGCAGCCUGGGUGUGACUGGGGCUGUCAUGUCAGGGUCUGUUAUAGGUGCCACAGCUCUGGUGGUUUAUUACAGCCUGCUCCAUCCCAAGUCCACAGAGAUCUGGCAGGGAUUCCUGGAGGUAUCCUGCAGUGCUGCAGCAGCGGGUGAUGAUGAGGUCUCUGGGGAGAGCUCCCAAGCUGGGCAGAGCUCAGGAAUUUCAGGAGAUGAAGAGUCCUUGUCAGGGGAAGGGACCACAGCAGAUCCAAAAACUGGGAACAGCUCAUCUCUCCUGCAAUCCAAAGGGUGUUUGGAGGACAGCUGGACAAACCAUCACCACUGGCUGCUGGUAAAGCUGGCCUUGAAGACAGGAGAUCUGUCUGUGAUCAACGCAGCCUUCGGAGAUGGUGGCGUGGGAGAGGUUUAUCCUGGAGGAUGGAUGAUGGGGAAACUCACUGGAGUUGAGCCUGGGGCAAACUUUUCUCUCCCCAUGAGGGACAUUGUUCCUCAGGAAGCUGAAUCUGGUCUGACAGUGGGGAAUGGAGGAAGCAUCAAACUCAGCACCGGCGCUGCAGGAAUGGCACAGGAGGAUGGAGCAGGGCAGGACCCUGUUUUUCCCCCAUCCAUAUCCCGUCCCAGCAGCUUCUCCCCGGAUUCAGCUGAGGGCUCCUCUGUGUAUUUCACUGCCGUUGCAGGAGGCAUCACCUUGCCUGGGACAGGGACAGGCACAGGCACAACGAUGUGCAUGGCCCUGGUGCAAAGGGACAAUGAAGCCCAGCCUUCUCCAGGAUGCCUGAGAGAAGGAGGAGGAGCAGUAGGAAGAGGAGGAGGAGAGGAUUUAUCCCUUGGGAUGGCAAGCAUCAGCCCAAUCCUGGGCACUUGUGCCCACAAGCACCUGCAGAGGAGCUUUUCCCUUGGCAACACAGGCAGCUGUGGGGUGGCAGGUCCCCCCAACGAGGGCUCAGAGGGGACAGAGGGUGCCCUCAUGGAGUGGCAUCACCUCUGGGACAUCCACCCUUGUGGCACGCAGGGGACUGUCAGGAGGAGCAAGCUGAGGUCACCGUGCUUCACCUCCACCCCCAAGGCUGACCCUAAAUGCCCACAACAAGGACUGGGGGAACUGGGAGAGGGGACAGACCUGUCUGGGUUGCCAGGGUGACCCUGUAAAAGCUGCACUGUCACCUUGGGGUGACUGUCUCAUCAAUAAGGCCUGGCAGGAGGUGGUGGAGUGAAGACUGUCCCCGUGAUGCCCCUGACACUGGGCAGAUGUGCUCCUCCAUCACCAGGACAUCAUCUUCCCUCAUGGUGCAUCUUCUACUUGCAUUUUCGGAGAACUUCAAAGGUCUUAAAAAGCCCUAAAAGUCCAGGGCUAGUUAUUUUUUGACCUUAUUUAUGUCACAGUCCUGCCAGGCUGCCAGAGUGUGCUGCCUUUGGUAUAUUUGUGACAAUGACUUGAACUGUGUCCUUUACCAAGUGCCUGUACAAGCUGCUGGCCUGUCCCAGUCUGGAGACCUGGCUGCUGUCUCCAGGCUGCAGUCUUGGCCAAAGCAGGUGUUUUCUCAGGACAAAUAAGUGCCUAAACCAGAAAAAUUAUGAGUUUUAUGUCCUUCCUUCAGAGCAGAGUAAGCCCUCAAGUAAGGCUCAGCAGUGCUUGGUUUAUCUUUCCCCCACCAAGUUCAUCUUGAGACCUUUACCAACUCCAUUUUUCGGGGUCACAGAUCCUCUUCAUGCUGUAGACCACAACCUCAGGACUCUGAAUUAUAGCCAAGAGCCAUGUCCUGCUGCUUGUCCACUGUCCCACUUCCUCAGGUGGCCUUUUCUGCCCAGUCUCCUCCUUGCCCCCUUCCACCCAGCUUCCAGAUCAUAGAAUCACAGAAUGCUUUGGGUUGGAAGGGACCUUAAAGCUCUUCUAGGUCCAACCUCUUGCCAUGGGCAGGGACAUCUUCCACUAGAACAGCUUACCAGGCUAUAAUCCACAUCUGCCUGGAUGCUGCCUCCUAAAUUUAGCCUCAGGCCAAAUCUCAGAUCUACAGAGUCCUGCCACCAUCAAAUCCCCAGUGCAGACAGGGUUUAAAUAUAUCAGGAACUAAAUGUGUGGCCUCAGGAAUAGCCAGUGCUUCCCAGCAGGCUGGCUGGGCAUAGGUUUGUGCCCAGGACAUGGGUUUGUGCCCAGGACAUGGCUGGAUGUGUUAAUUGAGGUGUGGUCAGCUGGAUUCACCAGCAAGCUCAGGGGUGCCAGCUGAGGCACAUCUGGCCACGUCCUCCAGCUGUUGUCCCGCUGUGGGCAGGACUAUGGUGGUGCCACAGGGCAGGAAAGGACACAGGCAUGCAAUGAAUUAUUAAAAAAAGCUUCCAUAAUGCAUUCACUGCUCAGAGCUGACCCAGCCAGAUGGUUCUCCUGGGCACUGAAAACCCAGUUGGUGCUGGUUAUGGAGCGAAGCCACAUUCCAGUGGGAUGAAGGCUCUCUGUCCCCAUCCAGAUCCCAGCCCUCCAUGCUGUGGCUGUGCUCUGCAGCGACAAAUCAGUUCCAGUGGCUUUUCCAGAGUCCUCCUCACUGUGUGCAUCACACAGAAGGCAGAAGUGCUGCUGGAGCAUUACAAGAAUUUUUAUCUAGUUUGUUUUUCUACCUUUGAUAAUAUAUAAUUAUGCUUAAAAAACCCA
Pipra filicauda (Wire-tailed manakin) is the source of this 3495-nucleotide messenger RNA. RefSeq names its product XK related 5 (gene XKR5). Lineage: Eukaryota; Metazoa; Chordata; Aves; Passeriformes; Pipridae. The record is from RefSeq and is a predicted model, not a curated record. Gene Ontology annotation, cellular component: plasma membrane. Gene Ontology annotation, biological process: apoptotic process involved in development; engulfment of apoptotic cell; phosphatidylserine exposure on apoptotic cell surface. The coding region runs from base 1 to 1992 and encodes 663 amino acids. The transcript has 7 exons.